Molecule: messenger RNA, 10664 nt
Organism: Prinia subflava (tawny-flanked prinia)
Lineage: Eukaryota; Metazoa; Chordata; Aves; Passeriformes; Cisticolidae
Gene: TECTA
Product: tectorin alpha
Biological process (GO): cell-matrix adhesion
Cellular component (GO): extracellular matrix
Molecular function (GO): extracellular matrix structural constituent; protein binding
Source: RefSeq, a predicted model, not a curated record
GGAGGCAGAGCCUUCUUCCUGUGCGGUCCUGUGCCAUGCCCAGAUACGAGGGCACAGUUAUUAUCUCCCAGAUACAUUAGGCAGCUGCAGAAGGGAAUUGGCAGAGGUUCCCUCUCGGCCUGGCCAGACCACGUUCGGUGACACAGCAGAAAGGGGAGGUUGGCAGCAGCUGUUGGAGCAAUCUCCUGCUCACAAACAGCUGUUUGCUGCUUCCCCUCCUGCCUGCCCUGGAAAUGGGUUUGAGAAGAGCUGGGGAUUUCUCACAGUCCUCGUGGGAGGGGCAGAAGUGACAAGUGCAGGAGUCACCUUUUGCAGCCUGGAGUUAUCCUGGAAGGAGAUGUGGGAAGUCCAAGAAGGGAGCAUGGACCAGCCCAGUGGAAGGAGUUUCAUGCAAGUUCUGUGUGAGAAAUACAGCCCUGAGAACUUCCCCUACCGCCGUGGGCCUGGCAUGGGGGUGCACGUCCCGGCCACCCCACAGGGCUCACCCAUGAAAGACCGCCUGAACCUGCCCAGUGUGCUGGUGCUCAACAGCUGUGGCAUCACCUGUGCCGGGGACGAGAACGAGAUCGCCGCCUUCUGCGCCCACGUCUUCGAGCUCGACCUCUCUGACAACAAACUGGAAGACUGGCACGAGGUCAGUAAAAUUGUGUCCAACGUCCCCCACUUGGAGUUUCUAAACCUGAGUUCCAACCCUCUCAGUUUGUCCGUUUUAGAGAGAAGUUGCGCUGGGUCUUUCGCUGGCGUCCGCAAACUUGUGCUCAACAACAGCAAAGCUUCCUGGGAAACAGUGCACACCAUCCUGCAGGAAUUACCAGACUUGGAGGAGCUCUUCCUGUGCCUUAAUGACUACGAAACAGUGUCUUGUUCUCCAGUUUGCUGUCAGUCUCUCAAGCUACUCCACAUAACUGACAAUAAUCUUCAAGACUGGACUGAAAUCCGAAAGUUGGGAAUUAUGUUUCCAUCACUGGACACGCUUAUCCUGGCUAACAACAACCUCACCACCAUUGAAGAGUCAGAAGAUUCCCUGGCAAGGCUCUUCCCCAACCUAAGAUCCAUCAACUUGCACAAGUCAGGUCUGCAUUGCUGGGAAGACAUUGACAAGUUAAAUUCUUUCCCCAAGCUGGAGGAAGUGAAAUUGCUGGGAAUUCCUCUGCUGCAGUCUUACACCACCGAGGAACGCAGGAAGCUGCUAAUAGCCAGGUUGCCAUCCAUCACCAAGCUCAACGGCAGCAUCGUGGCCGAUGGCGAGCGCGAGGACUCGGAGCGCUUCUUCAUCCGCUAUUACAUGGAGUUCCCCGAGGAGGAGGUCCCCUUCAGGUACCACGAGCUAGUGACCAAGUACGGGAAGCUGGAGCCCUUGGCGGUGGUGGAUCUGCGGCCCCAGAGCAGCGCCAAGGUGGAGGUUCACUUCCAGGACAAGGUGGAGGAGAUGUCCAUCCGCCUCGACCAGACUGUGGCAGAGCUGAAGAAGCACUUAAAAACUGUAGUGCAGCUGUCAACAAGCAACAUGCUGCUCUUCUAUCUGGACCAGGAAGCUCCUUUUGGUCCCGAGGAGAUGAAAUACAGCUCGCGGGCGCUGCAUUCCUACGGCAUCCGGGAUGGGGAUAAAAUCUACGUGGACACCCUUUGGCUGCUGAUGUUGGGGUUUGGUGCUGUUUUCUGUGGCCUCUGUGAAAUCAGGACUGUCCUGGCUGCCCUGAGGACUCUUCUCCCUCUCCUUCCAGCUCACACCACUGCAAGCCUGUAUCCAUUCUGGCAGAAUGACACCAAAACCCCCAAAGUCGAUGAUGGGAGCUCACCUGAAAUCAAGAUCUCUGUGCCAUUCAUCUUUUUUGGAGUCCCAUACAGAAGCAUUUAUGUCAACAACAACGGCGUCAUCUCCUUCAACGCCCUGGUGAGCCAGUUCACGCCCGAGGCCUUCCCGCUGACCGACGGCCGCGCCUUCGUGGCGCCCUUCUGGGCCGACGUGCACAACGGCAUCCGCGGGGAGAUCUUCUACCGGGAGAGCACGGAGCCCGAGCUGCUCCGCAGGGCCUCGCGGGACAUCCGCAGGCACUUCAGGGACAUGGCCUCCUUCUCCGCCCUCUGGGUCUUCAUCGUCACCUGGGAGGAGGUGACGUUCUACGGGGGAAGCAGCACCACGCCGGUGAACACGUUCCAGGCUGUCCUGAUCACAGACGGGGUGUCAUCCUUUGCCUUGUUUAACUACCACGAGAUCAGCUGGACCACGGGCACGGCCAGCGGAGGGGACCCCCUCACUGGUCUCGGCGGGGUGAUGGCUCAGGCUGGCUUCAAUGGUGGAAAUCUCACCAACUUUUUCAGCAUCCCAGGCUCCAGAACCCCAGACAUUGUCAAUAUUGAGGAAACAACCAACGUAAACGUCCCUGGGCGCUGGGCUUUCAAAAUAGAUGGCAAAGAAAUAGACCCGGCCAACGGCUGCAGCCUGAGAGGACAGUUUCUCCGUCAAGGGGAGAUCUUUUGGGACAACGCCAACUGCACCACCAAGUGCCGCUGCCUGGACUUCAACAAUGAGAUCCUCUGCCAGGACAUGGCCUGUGGCCCCUUCGAGGCGUGUGAGACCAAGAGCAAAUUCUUCCAGUGCGUGCCGGUGGAGAGCAGCACCUGCGUGGUGUUCGGAGAUCCACAUUACCACACCUUCGACGGCUUCCUCUUUCACUUCCAGGGUUCCUGCUCCUACCUCCUCGCCAGGCAGUGCUGGCCAGGCUCCCAGCUGCCCUACUUCAACGUGGAGGCCAAGAAUGAGAACCGAGGCGGCUCCUCCGUCUCCUGGCUGAGGGAUAUUUUUGUGGAGGUCUACUCGCACAAGAUUGUUCUCCCCAGGGGCGGCUUUGGGAAGGCAAAGGUGGACGACCUGGUGGUGUCCCUGCCCAUCUCCUUGGAACUGGGUGCAAUCAAGGUCUACCAAAGCGGCCUGUCCACCGCCCUGGAGACUGACUUUGGCCUGCUGGUGACCUACGAUGGACAGCACUACGCCUCCGUGUCCGUGCCGGGCUCGUACAUCAACGCCACGUGCGGGCUGUGCGGCAACUACAACAAAGACCCCGAGGACGACGUCCUGCGCUCGGACGGGAGGAUGGCCACGUCCGUGCCGGACCUGGGCGAGAGCUGGCGGGUGCCACACCCCGAGCGCAGGUGCUCCACGGGCUGCCUGGAGAACUGCAGCCUCUGCGACCCCGCCACCGAGGCUCUGUAUUUCACCCCCGACUACUGCGGCUUCAUCAACAAGAGCGGCGGGCCCCUCUGGGAGUGCGGCUCCGUCGUGGAUCCCACUGCCUUCAUCCACAGCUGUGUCUACGACCUCUGCAGCGCCAAGGACAACGGCACCGGGCUGUGCCAGGCCAUCCAGGCAUAUGCCACGGUGUGCCAGGCCCUGGGCAUCUCGGUGGGAGAGUGGAGGAGCCAGACGGGAUGCGCAGCGGCCGUGCAGUGCCCGGAGCUCAGCCAGUACUCGGUGUGUGCCAGCAGCUGCCCUGCCACCUGCUCAGACCUCACGGCCCCGCUGGCCUGCACCUCCCCCUGCACCGAGAGCUGCGAGUGUCCCGAGGGCCACGUCCUCAGCGCCGACCGCUGCGUGCCCGUGCAGGGCUGCGGCUGCGACGUGAACGGCCGCUACUUCCCCGUCGGGGAGUCCUUCUGGGCGUCACCAGACUGCACCGUGCAGUGCCACUGCGAGGCCGGCGGGGAGGCCAGGUGCUUCAAUACCACCUGCCCCGAGGGGGAGAUCUGCACCAUCGAGAACGGCUACCGGGGGUGCUACCCAAAGAGGGAGACCGUGUGUUUGGUGGGGCAGGACCAGGUGUUGCAGACCUUCGAUGGCAUCGCCUUCCCCUACCCGCUGGAACAGUCCUACACGCUUCUCAAGACCUGCCCAGAGAGGCCAGACUUCAUCGAGGUGGACAUCAACCAGAAGAAGGCCGGGUCCGCUCCCAACGGGCCGCGCGUCGUGCGUGUCCAAGCAGCCGGCCAAGAGGUGAAGAUUGGAGGCACCAGGCUGUCAGACAUCAAGGUGAAUGGUUAUGACGUGGAGCUGCCCUAUUUCCACCCCUCGGGGCGCCUGGAAAUCUACCGGACUGACAACAGCACCGUGAUGGAGUCCGAGGGGCUCCUGGCCAUCAGCUACUAUGACUCCGGCCUCCUGGAGAUCCGCCUCUCCACCUCCUACUUCAACUGCACCGGGGGCCUCUGCGGCCUCUUCAACGACAACGCCACUGACGAGUUCUACCUGCCCAAGGGCAAGUUCACGGACAACCUGGAGCUCUUCCUGGAGAGCUGGACCACCUUCGAUGAGAUCUGCAAUGGCGAGUGUGGGGACCUGCUCAUGGCUUGCAACAACGACUCGGAGCUGCUCAAGUCCUACAGGAGCCGCUCCAGCUGCGGCAUCAUCAACGACCCCACCAACAGCUCCUUCCUGGAGUGUCACAGCGUGGUCAACGUCUCGGCCUACUACAGGACAUGCCUUUUCCGCCUGUGCCAGAGCGGGGGCAACGUGUCGGAGCUGUGUGACUCGGUGGCACGCUACGCCAGCGCCUGCAAGAACGCCGAGGUGGACAUCGGCCAGUGGAGGAGCCACAGCUUCUGCCCUCUCUCCUGCCCGGAGAACAGCCACUUCGAGGAGUGCAUGAGCUGCGUGGAGACCUGCGAGAGCCUGGCCUCGGGCCCCGUGUGCAGGGACACCUGCUCGGAGGGCUGCCAGUGCGACGAGGGCUUCGCCCUGCGCGGCACCCGCUGCAUCCCGCGCCGCGAGUGCGGCUGCAACUUCGAGGGCCGGCAGCUGGCCACCAACCAGACCUUCUGGAUGGACAUCUCCUGCCACUUCCUGUGCUACUGCAACGGCUCAGACAACAGCGUGUACUGCGAGAACGUGUCCUGCAAGGACGACGAGUACUGCCUGGAGGAGAACGGCCUCUACUACUGCCACGUCCGCACCGACGCCUCCUGCAUCAUCUCGGGCUACGGGCACUACCUGACUUUUGAUGGCUACUCCUUCGACUUCCAGAGCAGCUGUGAGCUGGUGCUGUGCACCACCAUCUCCCGGCCCAGGGUGGAGCGCUCGGACACGUUCCCGGCGUUCACUGUCACGGCCAAGAACGAGGACCGGGACACCUCCCUGGCCCUGUGGGUGAAGCAGGUCGAAGUGGAGGUCUUUAAUUACAACAUCGUCAUCCACCGCGCCUACAAAUACACCGUGCUGGUCAACGACGAGCGCCUCUACCUGCCCCUGAAGCUGGGCCAAGGCAAGGUGAACAUCUUCGCCUUCGGUUUCCACAUCGUGGUGGAGACCGACUUCGGGCUGAAGGUGGUGUACGACUGGAAGACCUUCCUGUCCGUCACCAUCCCGAGGGCCUUCCAGAACCUCACCUACGGCCUCUGCGGCCGCUACAACGGCAACCCCGAGGACGACCUGGUGGCCGCGGCGGGGACGCCGGCCGCCAGCAUCGGUGACUUUGUGCAGAGCUGGGCCAAGCGGGACGCGUUCUGCCGCGUGGGCUGCGGCGACCGCUGCCCGGCCUGCGGCAAGGUGGAAGGGUUCUGGAAGCCCCAGCAGCUCUGCAGCCUCAUCCCCAGCCAGAGCGGGGUCUUCGCCAAGUGCCACAGCAAGAUCAACCCCGGCUUCUUCUACAAGAAUUGCCUUUUUGACACCUGCGUGGAUGGGGGGGCCAUGCAGACAGCGUGCAGCUGGCUGCAGAACUACGCCAGCACGUGCCAGACUCAGGGCAUUGCCAUCACUGGCUGGAGGAACUUCACCUCGUGCUCUGUUAGCUGUCCCCCCAACAGCCACUAUGAGAGCUGCGUGUCCCUGUGCCAGCCCCGAUGUGCCGCCAUCCGGCUGAAGAGCGACUGCAGCCACUACUGCGUGGAGGGCUGCCAGUGUGACCCUGGCUAUGUCCUCAAUGGCAAGAGCUGCAUCCUGCCCCACAACUGUGGCUGCUACUCUGACGGCAAAUACUACGAGCCCAAGCAGCUCUUCUGGAGCGGGGACUGCACCCGGCGGUGCCGCUGCUUCCGGCGCAACCUGAUCCAGUGCGACCCGCGGCACUGCAAGUCGGACGAGGAGUGCGCGCUGCGCAACGGCGUCCGCGGCUGCUUCAGCACCCGCAGCUCCUUCUGCCUGGCGGCCGGCGGCGGCGUCUUCCGCACCUUCGACGGCGCCUUCCUCCGCUUCCCUGCCAACUGCGCCUUCGUCCUCUCCACCAUCUGCCAGAAGCUGCCCGACUUCUCCUUCCAGCUCAUCAUCAACUUCGACAAGUGGUCCUCGCCCAACCUCACCGUCAUCUCCCCCGUGUACUUCUACAUCAACGAGGAGCAGAUCCUCAUCACGGACAGGAACACUGUCAAGGUGAACGGAAGCCUCGUGAGCAUCCCCUUCGUCACGGGGCUGUCCACCAAGAUCUUCAGCCAGGAGGGCUUCCUGGUCAUCGACUCCAGCCCCGACAUCCAGAUCCGCUACAACGGCUUCAACGUCAUCAAAAUCACCAUCGGGGAGCGGCUGCAGAACAAGGUGUGCGGCCUCUGCGGCAACUUCAACGGCGACCGCUCCGACGACUACGCCACGCUGCGGGGCAAGCCGGCCGUCAGCAGUGUGGUGCUGGCACAGAGCUGGAAAACCAACGGCAUGCAGAAGAGCUGCAACGAGCUGCAGUACUCGCAGUACGCCGCCUCCUGCGACAAUGUGCAGAUCCAGGAGCUGCAGAGUGACAGCUACUGCCUGAAGCUGACCGACAUGAAAGGCUUCUUCCAGCCCUGCUACGGCCUCCUGGACCCGCUGCCCUUUUACGAGUCCUGCUUUCUGGAUGGCUGCUACAACCACAAGAAGGUCCAGCUGUGCGGCUCGCUGGCUGCCUACGGAGAAGCCUGCCGGACCUUCGGCAUCCUGGGCACGGAGUGGAUCGAGAAGGAGAAUUGCUCAGGAGUGGUGGAAGAUCCCUGCGUGGGCGCCGACUGCCCCAACCGCACCUGCGAGCUGGACAACGGCGGGGAGCUGUGCGGCUGCAUUGAGCCCCCGCCCUAUGGGAACACAACCCACGACAUCAUUGAUGCAGAGGUGACCUGCAAGGCUGCCCAAAUGGAGGUGUCCAUUUCUAAGUGCAAGCUGUUCCAGCUGGGCUUUGAGCGUGAGGGCGUGCGGGUCAAUGACCGCCACUGCCCCGGCAUCGAAGGGGAGGACUUCAUCUCCUUCCAGAUCAACAACACCAAAGGCAACUGUGGCAACUUGGUGCAGUCCAACAGCACUCACAUAGUGUACAAGAACACAGUGUGGAUCGAGAGUGCCAACAACACGGGCAACAUCAUCACCCGGGACAGGACCAUCAACGUGGAGUUUUCCUGUGCCUAUGAGCUGGACAUCAAGAUCUCCCUGGAUUCAGUCGUGCGGCCAAUGCUCAGUGUAAUUAACCUGACGGUGCCGACGCAGGAAGGGAGCUUCACCACCAAGAUGGCCCUGUACAAGAACUCGUCCUACAAGCACCCGUACCGGCAGGGCGAGGUGGUGCUCACCACCCGGGACGUGCUCUACGUGGGGGUCUUCGUGGUGGGUGCUGACUCCAACCACUUGAUCCUGAUGCUGAACAAGUGCUACGCCACCCCCUCGCGGGACAGCAACGACAAACUGCGCUACUUCAUCAUCGAGGGGGGGUGCCAAAACAUGAAGGACAACACCAUUGGCAUAGAGGAGAACGGGGUGUCCCUGACCUGCCGCUUCCACGUCACCGUCUUCAAGUUCAUCGGGGACUACGACGAGGUUCACCUGCACUGCGCCGUCUCCCUCUGUGACUCCGAGAAAUACUCCUGCAAAAUCAACUGCCCUCAGCACACGAGGAUGGCCAGCGCCUUCGCCGAGGAGUCCAAGGAGCAGAUCCUCUCAGUGGGGCCCAUCAGGAGGAAGCGAUCGGACUGGUGCGAGGACAACGGAGGCUGUGAGCAGAUCUGCACGAGCCGGGCGGACGGGCCUCUGUGCAGCUGUGUGACAGGGACACUGCAAGGGGACGGCAAGAGCUGCAGGGCCUCGAGCUCUUCAGGGGAGCACCGAGCCCGAGUGACCCUCCUGGUGGUGGCCCAGCUGUGGCUGUGGCUGCGCUCAGCCCCGCGGCACCUGACCUCGUAGGCGCGGCCCCGCCGCCCAGCCAAAAACUGUUCUCGCGUCAGCCCGAGUCUUUGUAGGGUAGGAGACAGCCCCCCACGCCGUGGCCACACUGCUGCCCACCCGGCCAUGCUGCGAGGAGGCAAAGGGAUGUGACCUGCACAGAGCUGGGACGCAGACCCCGACGUGAAGGUGACGUGCAGCCGGCACAGCGGCAGCAACGGCAAGACUGAGCAGGAUGUACGCCAGCAGGGACUGGGGUUUGGGGGUUUUCUUACAGCUUUCCAUCAUUGAUGUGGACUCAAGGAAGGGUUUUGCAGCUUUUCCCCAGGCUCUCCCUUGAGGGGUGCACUGGAGGUGGCCCACACCACUGUUGGUAGUGUGGAUGGAGCACGUGCUGUCCCCUCACAUGGACAGCCGCAGGUCUCCACUGUCCUUGGGAGCUGCCACCAGGGUCUUACGAGCUCACAAACUCAAGCAGAGGUCGGUGUUGGGCCACAGGUCAUGGCCAGAGCAGUGCACUGCCAUCACUGGAUGCUGUGACACCUUGGGACCGUGUCACCCUCUGACUCUGCAGAGCAGAGGUGGUGCUGAGAUUUGGGUCAGGGAGCCAAACUCAUCCAUGGGGGUCUGGAAAUCCAGGCACUGUGCUGUGCCAAUAAUUGGGAAGAGGUGCUUUCUGGUGGGCAGGAACAAGAGUCAGAGGAAGGAGGGAUGAAAUUCCCUGCCGUGUUUGCGUGGUGUGCAAGGGGUGAGGUCAGAGCAGGGUUGGGGUCUGCGGGCACAGGGCAGCAUUGGGUGCCAGGUGAAAGAGUGGGGAGCAGCCUUGGGGUGCUGGUGGGUGUGGGGGGUCUGUCUGUGUUGGUGUCUCGUCUCGUGUUUGUACUCUGUGAAACGGCUGCGUGGGAAUAAAAAGUGUUGUAAUCCUUCGUAAGCACCGGGUCCUGUGUGAUGGGGGCGAGGACGGGGAGCAGCAGCAGGGCCUGGAGGGACACCAAGGCUGCAGAGAGUCCCUGGGAGGGAUGGACAGGGAGUUUUGGGGUGCCAGGCUGGGGCACACCAGAGCUGAGGGCAUGGGAUGGGGCUGGAGUGUGGGUCUGGCAGGUUUGCCAUGGGGUUGGCAGGGAUGUAGGGCAGAAGGAGCAGAGGAGAUUUGGGUUCUGGGGCAGGAGGGCAGCUGUUUCCCUUGCCUCAAGACAAGAGGUGGGUAAUAGAAUGUCCUGAACUCUGCUCUGCUUGUUUGCUGCCUCUCAGCUCCUCUCUGUGCCCUCUGUGUGUGGGUUAGCUCUGAAUUCUCUCCUUCACGCCUCUUUUCUGCCUGUGACUGCCUCCUUCCCCCAUCUCUGUGCCUCUUUGCUCUCUGUUCCCAGCCUGUCUCUCCCUGUCUGCCUCUGCCCUCUCUGUGCCUUUUUGCCAUCCCUUUCCUGUCCCUGCUCUCUGCCCCCUCUCUGGGCUUGCUCCCAGCUGGGCUCGGUCCCUCUGCCUCUCUGCCUUGGUCCUUUUGCUCUUUGUUCCUCUUUGCCCUCUCUCUCCCGGUAUUUUCUCUCUGCUCUCUCUGCCUCUGUGCCCUCUGCACCUCCCUCUUUGCUCUCCAGGUCUCCCAUCUCCUCUUCCAGUCUCUCUUUGCCUCCUCCUGUCCCGGGCCGUGUCUCCCACCCCUAUCUCGGCAUUAAUUAAUGAACUGGAGAGAUGAGCACAGAAAAACAUCCUAAAAUACCCCCCAGAGUCCCUGCACCAUCCAGCCCACCCUGGUAUUUGGUUUUUUGUUUAUUGAUGGGGACUUUAAAGCACUGCAGAGAUUUUAAAAGAGCUCAAGGUUUAAAGCCAAGUGGAACAGCUUGUGCUGCCUCUAAAAUAAAGUGGCUACAGGGACUUGGUGAUGAUUUUUGGGGGUUAAAAUUCCAUUUGUAAGCAUGGUUACUACAGGAAUAACUACACCUUUACUAGUGAAAAUUACUUUAGGUCAAGAUAUAACUUUUUUAUUCAGCUGCCUUGACAAAAAGCCCCACUGGAAAUAGUUUUCCCCCUUGUCUCUGUCCUACACUUGUCUGUAUUUCUGACACCAGCAGCUCGUAAAUAAUAAAAGGGACUCAAGUUUCUUUAUAAAUCAGUGUUUCUACAAAAUAAUAUCCAGUUUUAAUGUCUAUAACUUCAACAAAGUAUAAUCUUCUGGGCUGACUUUUAUAUUCUGAAGUUUCCCUUAAGUUCCACUGGGAAACAAUCAAAAGAAUUGACUGUAUCUUAAUAAAAAUAAGCUUGGGGGAUACAAUUUCUGCUCAUGUUGGGAAAAAUUCUGUACUUUUGGUGGCUGAGGCAAUGUCAGAAAUACAGUUUGGUGAAUCCCCCCACCCCUCCCUCCCACAUUUGCUAUAGUAGAACUUCACAAGAAAACAGAGUUACAGACCUUUCCAGCUAAAAGCAUUCCCAGAGCUGUGCAAGCAGGAGAUUCCCUUGGAUGCAGGAAUUUGGGUAGAGAACAAGCAAGAAAAAUGAUGGGAGCAAAACCCUUGCUGUGCUUCUCUGCUGGAGCCCUCACCCAGGCCCUGGAGAGGUGGAAAGGUGUGAC